CUGAGGCGGCGCUGAGGGAGCCGCGACGGGACGGCGGCGACGGCGGCGGGAGAGGUGGUGGUGACUGCGGGGCAGCGCAGAGGCUGCUCGGAGGGGACGCGGGACUGACGCCGAGGCGGCUCUGAGGGGACUCGGGGACCAUGGCAGACCAGGAAGCGGGGUACGGAGCCAAGCCCCGGCGGCCUCCAGAUGAUGUUGAUACUGGCCUUGGUUUUUGUGGAUGGCUCCUGGUGAUAGUCUCGGUUUUUUUCACCGUUCUUACAUUUCCUAUAUCAGUAUGGAUGUGCAUAAAGAUUAUCAAGGAAUACGAGCGAGCCAUCAUCUUCCGACUUGGACGCAUCCUGAAAGGGGGAGCAAGGGGACCAGGUUUGUUUUUUGUCCUGCCUUGCACAGACAGCUUCAUCAAAGUUGAUAUGAGAACCAUCUCUUUUGAUAUCCCUCCUCAGGAGAUCCUGACCAAGGAUUCAGUGACAGUCAACGUGGAUGGAGUGGUUUAUUACAGGGUGCAGAACGCCACCCUGGCCGUGGCAAACAUCACCAACGCUGACUCAGCCACCCGGCUCCUGGCACAGACCACCCUGAGGAAUGUCCUGGGCACCAAAAGCCUCUCUGAGAUCCUCUCUGACCGUGAGGAGAUUGCCCACAGCAUGCAGGUCACACUUGAUGAGGCAACAGACGAUUGGGGCAUUAAGGUGGAACGUGUGGAGAUCAAGGAUGUGAAGUUACCUGUCCAGCUGCAGAGAGCCAUGGCUGCAGAAGCAGAGGCUGCCCGGGAGGCGAGAGCCAAGGUGAUCGCGGCCGAGGGGGAGAUGAACGCGUCCAGGGCCCUGAAGGAGGCGUCCAUGGUGAUCACAGAGUCUCCUGCUGCUCUCCAGCUGCGGUACCUGCAGACCCUGACCACCAUUGCUGCUGAAAAGAAUUCCACCAUCGUCUUCCCCCUGCCCAUAAACAUCCUGCAGGGCCUCCUAGGUGUGACGGAGUAGGGAGACUGGGAGGGGCGAGCUCGGGGUCAGCCCACGUUUGCAGCACUGAGUUCCCUGUGUAUUGUAGCUUGUGGCAGUGUUAGCAGAGUGGGUUUGCUGAGGAACCUUUUUGUUUUACUGAGUGUGUUAUAGAACUUGUAUGUAAUGUUUGUGAACGUGGACAAUCGCAAUCUUUGAAGUUGAAAGCCUCUCAGAAGGAGCACAAGCAGGUUGUGAUCUUAAAUAAGCUUUAUCCAUAUUGUCCUGGAUGGAACACCUCUAAUCCAAAACUUCCUUUUCAAGUAGAAGAGAAAGCCAGCUGUGGUAGAGGUGAUCCAACAUUUGGAAUUAUUCCUUCUACAAAAUGGGUCUGUAGCCCUGCAAGGGAAGUGGAAUAGUGUCCUGGGGGCUCCUGAAAAUCAGGCUCGUGUUCUCUAAACCAGUCCCCAUUGAUGAGAAACAGUUGUUAGUGAAACUGUCUUUCUGCCACCCAGGAAUGGCACAAACAUGCCGUAGUUAUGGAUACAACGUGCUUGUGGUCACUGAUGGGCUGCUGUUGUUAUGAGGCUGUGUCUGCAGAGAGUUGCACUGCUUUAAAGCACUGAAAAGGCUCUACAUCUGUUUCUCCUAAAAAUAUUUUUUAAAACCCAAAGUGCUGCAUUUUAUCCAGAUCUACAACCUUAUUUCUCCAGGAAAUGACAUGUCUGUAACUAGCAGCAGGGAUGAGAGGUGUUUAACAGAGGGUGCUGCACUGGUGCUUUACCUGUUGGUGCUGCUCUGUGCAGACCUGGAGUGGUUGUUGUGUCAAUAAGGGCUUACAUUUCAUCCUCAAAGCAGCUGGGCCUCAGCUCACAUAACCCAAGCUGUUAAACUUCCUGUUUUGUACCCCUGUAGAACGGAUUAAUAAGAGAAGAACUGGAGGAAGCGUAGGGAAGACUCUUCAGGCUGCCACCAGCAUUGAGUCUGACAUCUAUAAAAUCUGGGACGAGGCAGUGGAACUGAAAUGCCAAGAUCACUGAUGUAAGUGCCCUUCUCCCACUGGCCAGCAUAACUCCAUAAGUAGUUUCUUAUGCCCUUUCUGCUCCAAUCAGCUCUGUAUUUACAGGUGUUUUAGGCCUGGGUACCUGUGCCUCGACACGCUGUGCCUUUGUCACUGGCAGGAGAUGCCCAAGUGCUGUUGUUUUUCUGCCUGUCUGCUGGGCAGGUUUUCCUCUGCAUCACCAAAGCAAUAUACUCUGUGUUUGUCAAGGUGGCAGCUGAUGUAAGCUGAGCUUAACUUCUGGCUGGGAGCGGGAGAAACAGUUAACAAAGCUGGAAUAAUUAGCAUUGCUGUGCUCAGGCACUUGGAGUGGGAAGCAGAGCAACAGCAGAGCUCCAGGUUAAUCCUUGGGGAAGAUGAGUCACCCUGUAACUCCCGCUGCUGCUGCAGGUGCCACCCCUGUGAAUUCUUGUUGAUACCACAAGAUGCUUUUUUUGCUCUUAUCCUGAAUAAAAAAACAUGCUGUUUA
Messenger RNA from Haemorhous mexicanus (house finch), 2470 nucleotides. RefSeq names its product stomatin (gene STOM). Lineage: Eukaryota; Metazoa; Chordata; Aves; Passeriformes; Fringillidae. Bases 141 to 983 code for a protein of 280 amino acids. The transcript has 7 exons. The record is from RefSeq and is a predicted model, not a curated record. Gene Ontology annotation, cellular component: plasma membrane.